This is a messenger RNA of Dimorphilus gyrociliatus, 1250 nucleotides long. The record is from the annotation of a GenBank genome assembly. Lineage: Eukaryota; Metazoa; Annelida; Polychaeta; Dinophilidae.
AACAGUUAAAGUAAACUGGUUAAGAUUGAAGCUAGCUCACACCUUCCUCAUUUUCUAUAAAGUGGAGGAAUAUGCGAUGCUAAAUAAUUAUGUCCACCACAUCAAAAAGUCUUCGAAAAUGUAAAUAAUAUAAUCAGCAACUAAAUUUUUUAAAACUUUCAUGUUCUUUCAGAUAUCCAGGUGGCCUUAAUACUUUGGACAUGCUUUAUACUAUAUAUAAUAUUUAGCGACACAAGUUAUCCAGAUGCUAAUAACAGUAUAACCUUUUCUUAAUAUUUCUUCAACAGAAUUGACUUUUUUUUUUCACUGUGAAAGUAGCUUUGCCUGUCAUACACGUUGGUUUAACUUCUGACGAAAACACGAUAAUAGGAGCAAUGGCUACAAUAAAUAGUGUAAGAAAGCAUACUAAAAGAUCUCAAGUAUUCUUCCAUCUAGUCACAACGAAUCGUUUAAGUAAUUAUAUUCGAAACUGGAUUUCAAAUAGCGAAUUGAGAAAUAUUAAUUAUGAUAUUACCGAAUUUGAUACAAGUUUACUGCAUUCAAAAGUUAAAUUACACUCUGGAAGACCUGAAUUAGCUAAACCUAUGAAUUACGCGAGAUUCUACUAUCAAAUAUUAUUUCCUCACUUGAAAACAAGAAUUAUUCAUUUAGAUGAUGAUACAAUUGUUCAAAGGGACUUGACAGAAUUAUCUAGAGUUUUUAUACAUGAUGGGCAUAUCGCUGCCUUUGCGGAAGAUUGUAAUUGGUUACUUCAAAAGAGUUCUACUAUGAAUAGAUACGAAGAUUAUUUUAAUCUGGAACAUGAAUUAGUGAAAAGAUAUGAUGUUAAUCCUAAAGCAUGUUCAUUCAAUACUGGUGUAUAUGUGGCUGACUUGAAAGCAUGGAAACAGCAUGAUAUUACCCAGAAAUUAGAUGAGAUCUUAAUUGCUAAUUAUAAAGAUUACGUCUACGGUAAUAAAUAUGGAGGGGGAGGAUCUCAACCGCCAAUGAUGUUGGCAUUAUAUAAAAAAUAUUCAAAGUUGCCGGCAGAAUGGCAUGUUCAACAUUUAGGAGAUGUUAAAGUUGACUCUUUAUACUCAUCUGACUUUAUUGAAAAUAAAGCAAAGCUGUUACAUUGGAAUGGUAGAUUAAAACCAUGGAAAUUAACUUCCCCGUAUCAUCAUAUUUGGAAACGUUACUAUGUAGCAGAUCCAUCAAAAAGAUUCACUUUGUCACCUAAUACUAAUAAAAGCUUCAAAGAGCCAACUUAA